AUGGAAGCCCUACGAGAGCUAGGAGUAAAAGAAGUUGAAGUAUUUGGAGAUUCAACUUUGGUUAUAGUCCAAGCACAUAAAUUAUGGAAGGUGAAGGAAGAACACCUAAAGCCUUAUCAACAAUACUUGGAGGAGUUGACAAGAACCUUCGACAAAGUUGAAUACACCAUCAUCCCUAGGGCUCAGAAUCAGUUUGCAGAUGCUUUGGCUACUUUGGCGUUUGUAGUUGAAAUACCCAAAGGAGUAUGGACACGACCCUUAGAGAUCAAGCAAAGCAAUCAAUUGGCACACAAAGAGAAGGGCCAUUUAGCUGUCUUAGCCAUGGAAGAGGAGAGAGUCCCUUGGUUCUACAACAUCAUGAAGUUUCUAGAGUUAGGAAGUUAUCCUGAUGGUGCCAAUAGAAAAGAGUGUCAUUCAGUUAGGAUGAUAGUGAUGAAAUACCUUCUAUAUGGAGGUUAA
Quercus robur (English oak) is the source of this 459-nucleotide messenger RNA. RefSeq lists its product as uncharacterized. Gene Ontology annotation, molecular function: nucleic acid binding; RNA-DNA hybrid ribonuclease activity. The transcript has a single exon. The coding region runs from base 1 to 459 and encodes 152 amino acids. NCBI's taxonomy places the organism in Eukaryota, Viridiplantae, Streptophyta, Magnoliopsida, Fagales, Fagaceae. The record is from RefSeq and is a predicted model, not a curated record.